Molecule: messenger RNA, 3753 nt
Organism: Gadus macrocephalus (Pacific cod)
Lineage: Eukaryota; Metazoa; Chordata; Actinopteri; Gadiformes; Gadidae
Gene: dsc2l
Product: desmocollin 2 like
Exons: 16
Coding region: 273-2996 (907 amino acids)
Biological process (GO): multicellular organism development; regulation of axonogenesis; synapse assembly
Cellular component (GO): plasma membrane; postsynaptic density; postsynaptic specialization membrane
Molecular function (GO): calcium ion binding; cadherin binding
Source: RefSeq, a predicted model, not a curated record
UGGGUGGGUGCAGUCUACAAGUUGUUUUACAAUCAGCUGUGGGCCAGCUCAGACCCAUGGACUACGCUACAUUUUUAAACCGGUCAGACGUGAAACUCACUUUUCCGGGGGAAGAUAUCCCCCAGAUUUGAGUCGACACGCCCUCAGAGUAUACUUGAGCUCCGAUGAAAUCGGCACUUUUGCCUGGAAAACAACAUUCUUGAAAGGACUUUGCCCUGACUUCAACCACCGAUCCAGGGUGCCUAACAACUCGGACCCAGUGUUGCAACACGAUGGCCCCGGGUGGCAUAUUCCGCUUCUGCCUGAUCGUCACGAUCUUAGCUCAACCUGCUCAGUCCUGUUUUCCACGCUCCAUCAGAUCCCAGGUCCCGGUGAAGAUUGACCCCGGCUAUGUCAUCACACAAGUUCCUUUAGAUCACUGUGGGGAUGUUGGACUGAGUCUUUCCUCUUCUGACCCACAUUUCACGGUGAACACGGAUGGGACCAUAGUGGUUGCUGUGGUCUCCAUGGUGACAAAAAUCAGGUCAUUUCAAGUCUGGGUUAAGGCGGGGCGCGGUCAACCGCGGAGGGUGGAUGUGCAGCUCAUUCCAGAUACUGAACAGUUGCAUCAAUACACUCUGCAUGCACAGAGUGCUCCAUGGAACCAGGCCCACAAGCGCUUCAAGAGAAGGUGGAGCCCGCUGCCUUUCAACAUUAUUGAAAACGCCUUGCCUCCAUUCCCUAAAGAAGUCGAGCUGAUCGGAUCGGACUCGUCUGUAAACUAUACAGUGCGCUACACCAUCGAGGGUCCAGGAGUUACCCAGCCCCCGAUGAAUGUUUUCUCUGUGGUUCAUGAAACAGGCAUGGUGAUAGUGCACCGUGCUGUGGACAGGGAGCUGUACCCCAAGCUGGUGUUUCAAGCUAGGGUGACAGACAAAUUGACAGGGAAGGAGACUGACCGCCCCCUGGACAUCACUGUCUUGGUGUUGGACCUCAACGAUAAUCCUCCCACCUUCUUAGGACCCCUGGAGUUUCAAGUAGUCGAACAGUCAAGACCAGAUACAGAGGUCGGGGUCGUGACUGCCACAGACAGAGAUGAGGCAGGAACUCCUCACACACAGAUUAAAUUCAGCUUGCUGACAGAAAACCAGCUCUUCAACAUUCAUCCCCAAUCGGGAAAGAUCACCACAAAGUCCGGCACCUUAGACAGAGAGGUCCAAGCCACGAUUCCUGUUACUGUUGAAAUUCGAGAUAUGAAUGGAGCAAAGAGUGGUCUGUUCAACACCGCCAUAGCCACCAUCACACUGGUGGACGUUAACGACAAUCCUCCAACCUUCACAGAAACUAUUCUCAAGGCUGAUGUAGAGGAGGACAAAGCUGAUUUGUUGGUUCUAAGGAUACCUGUGGAGGACAGGGAUGAAGUGAAUACCCAAAACUGGAAGGCAAAGUUUGUGAUCACCCAUGGAAAUGAAAACAACGACUUUAGGAUGGACACCGACCCGACAACCAACGAGGGACUACUUUAUGUUGUCAAACCUCUUGACUACGAGAAGGGCAGGUUGGUCGCAUUGAUAGUGUCUGCCCAGAACGAGGUUCCGCUAGUGAACAGCCUGACAUCUUGGAACACCAUCCCCGUGGAGUUGAGCGUGAGCGAUGUGGACGAGGGCCCAGAGUUUUCCCCUCUCAUCAAAGUGAUCCGGGUGAAGGAGAACACUCCCAUUGGAACUAUUCUUGGCUCCUACAUGGCUUUGGACCCAGAGACCAGGAGCAACACCGGCAUCAGAUACCUCAAGGUGUCGGACCCUGGCUCCUGGCUGAGUGUGGGUGAGGAAACAGGGGAGCUGAAGGUCACCAACCUCAUAGACCUUGAGUCUGACCUGGUGACCAAUGCAAUGUACAACAUCACCGUCAAUGCUGUUGACCCGAGUUCCAAGUCAGGUAUGGGCAUGAUUACUCUGCUGAUUGAGGACACUAAUGACAAUAUACCUGUGCCGGACGAUCGGGUUCUCGUGCUGUGUGAGGAGGAAGGAAAGAGGGGUUCAGUUACCGUGAUGGCACACGAUCCAGACCUAUUGCCUUACUCCAGUCCCUACGACUUCCAACUCUCUGGAGAGUCGCCGAAAAAAUGGAUGCUGAGAGAUGCCCAGAACAUCUCUGUGGUGCUGGAGCAGGCCGUGGACAUGCCGCGGGGGAACUACGAGGUGGAAAUGCGCAUUGCAGACCUCCAGGACAAGGGCGACGUCCAGGUGGUGAACGUGAAAGUUUGUCGGUGCUUGGGGGGACAGUGUGUUGCCGCCACGAGUUCGGUCGGAAUGGGAGCGUGGGGCGCUUUGGCCCUGCUACUUGCUCUGGCCAUGCUGCUCCUGCUCUGCCUCCUUUUUGUGGUUGUCUGCAACUCAAGGGGAGAGAAGAUGUACAUAGAUGAUUCCAGCGGAGGCAUGCUUCUGCACUCCAACACAGAAGCUCCAGGCGAGGAAGUGAAAUCAGCUAAUCUGCUCAUGAUUCCUCCUGUGGGGGGGUUGGAUGUGAUCGACCAAUCCGCCAAGGGGACGGGGCUACUGGACCAGAACCGGAAUGUGUCUGCAGGUGACAUGAGUGGGAUGACUCAACAAACCAUGGGCCAGCAGCAGGUGUACCAGUCCAGUCGCCAGGACUUCAUGUCUAACUCGGUGCAUCAUCAGAACAGUUUCUACACCUCAGGGGGACAGUACCGGGGCAGCGCCAACUACUCAGACUCACUGUACCAAAAGCAGGCCAACCACUCCCUGUUCAACACCUGGGACACCAACAAGCUGUACCUGGACGAGAAGCUGGACUACUUUGGUGGGGAGAUGGAGGUGUGUCACACGCUCGACUCACCUCACGCUUACCACUAUGAGGGCGAGGGAUCGGCCGCUGGCUCGGUAGGCUGCUGCAGUGAAAUGGGCGACCAAGACGGCCUGGACUUCCUAGACUCACUUGGGCCAAAGUUUAAGACGUUGGCCAAUAUCUGCCUCAGCAAAGAGUCCAGGGAAUGAAUGACCUCCGAGCAUUCAAAAUUGUUAUCGUUGCAGAAAAUGGAAAUUAAUCAGCGUGAUGUUUGUACUAAAGCACCUUAAGGUAUAUUGAAUUAAAGGCGCAGCAGGUAAGGUAUAAGAGCUAUCAUUUGAGUGUAAUUUGUUAGAAAUGCCAUUGUUGUCUGUCAGUUAUUAGUUUGUGCUAUGUGAGAAUAUCUGUUCCACUUGACUGAGACUGCUUCUGUAUGAGACCAUUUUGAUUUCAGAACGGUUCAUUUCUGUCCAAUCAGGGUAUUUCUUCCCUGACUGGUUUGGGUAACAAUCUUGCCUUUUAAUCAAAAGUGUAUGGAUGCGAUACUUACUUACUCAAUGUGGAUAAUUUAAGGGGGGGGAAUCGUUUUUAUGGGAAGUGAAGUCACUGUGUGUUGGGUGUAUGUAUGUUUUUUGAUGAUAGCGAGCGCUGAAGAACAACUACUUCGGUAUAUCGUGUGAUACCAUAAAAUACAAGCCAUCUCUGAAAACCAUCAUGUAAAAAAGUAGUUAAUUUAUAACUGACUACCAAUUUCCCAUUUCUUGUUAAUUUGACUGUUUUGAUUCUUUACUGUAAAGCUGUAAACAUUGGAAUUUUAAUCAGGAAUAUUAACAAAUAUUUUCAGGAUUAAUUCGCUUUGAGUAGAUGUGUAGAUGUCAUGAUUUUUUAAGUAACUUUUUUUACUAAACAAACUCAAUGUAUUAAUGCCCAAAAAAGUGGUUAAUAAAGCUAAAAGGUUUGCAAACA